UACGAUAUUAUGGUGAAGUCGACUCCACAUUUUCCCUUGCAAAUUCGCUCCGGUUUCCUGCUCUCUGCUGUUUCUCUCUGUGUCAGUCGUCUUAGCUUCUGCAACUUGGAUGAUGCACACGCUUCUAUAUAAUGAGGAAGACCAAGCUUCCAGAGCAGCGAUAAAUAAUUUUAUUAAUCUGCUCGGAAAUGGAGAAUUUUAUUCCGCCGGAGUUCGAUUUGCACCAUAAAGAGCGGUCGGAGGAGGCGCUGAAGCGGUGGCGCGAUGCGGUUGGGAAAAUAGUGAAGAAUCGUCGACGGCGCUUCCGCUAUGCUGCUGACCUAGAAAAGCGCUCCGAAGCCAAGGAGCAGAUGCGGAGACUCAGGGACAAUAUACGUAUUUGCAUUGUCGCUUAUACUGCAGCAAUCAAGUUUCUUGAGGGUGGACAAUGCAAGACAUCACCCAUAAGAGACACUGGAGUCUCUAGUGAAAACCCUGAAGACGAUGCAGAGAUGGAGUUUCAGAAUGGGCUCAAAGAACAGGCUAAACUUGCUGGAUUUUAUAUCAAUCCAGAUAAACUUGCAUCCCUUGUUGCGUCGUAUGAUAUUAGGACCUUAAGAAAACUAAAAGGAGUCGAAGGACUUGCAGAUAAACUGAAUGUUUCACUAGACGGAGGAAUCAGCUCCAGUGAGGUGCUCACAAGACAAGAUGUAUUUGGUCCCAAUUUGUACACUGAGAAACCUUUGAAGAGUUUAUGGAUGUUUCUGUGGGAUGCUUUGCAUGAUCUAACACUAAUCAUACUUAUGGUCUGUGCUGUAGUCUCUAUUGUUGUGGGACUCGCCACCGAAGGGUGGCCUAAGGGCAUGUAUGAUGGGGUAGGAAUCCUUUUAAGCAUACUUCUGGUGGUUAUGGUUACUGCAAUUAGCGACUACAAGCAAGCGCUGCAGUUCAAGGCAUUGGACAAGGAGAAGAGGAAGAUUUUUAUACAGGUCACUAGAGAUGGAAUCAGACAAAAAAUCUCCACAUAUGACUUGGUUGUUGGAGAUGUUGUUCAUCUUUGCAUUGGAGAUCAAGUUCCUGCAGAUGGAAUUUUUAUCUCAGGUUACAACUUGACGAUCGAUCAAUCAAGUCUGACUGGGGAAAGUCUGCCAAUAUAUAUAUCGGAGAAACGGCCUUUUCUGUUAGCCGGAACAAUGGUUAAAGAUGGGGAGGCUAAAAUGUUGGUGACUACUGUUGGUAUGAGAACUGAAUGGGGAAAGUUGGUUGAAACACUGAACGAGGGAGGAGAGGAUGAGACUCCAUUACAGGUGAAGCUGAAUGGUGUGGCAACAAUUAUUGGUAAAAUUGGGAUUUUGUUCAGUGUUUUGACUUUUGUAGCGUUGACGACGAGGUUUCUGGUCGAGAAAGGACUUCGCCACGAGUUUUUUAUAUGGUCUUCCGGUGAUGCUCUGACUCUUUUGGAUUUCUUUGCUACUGCAGUGACUAUAAUAGUCGUCGCAGUUCCAGAAGGCUUGCCACUUGCUGUGACUCUGAGUCUUGCUUUUGCUAUGAAGAAGCUAAUGAAUAACAAGGCAUUGGUAAGACACAUCUCAGCAUGUGAGACGAUGGGUUCUGCUACGUGCAUUUGCACUGAUAAAACCGGUACGUUGACUGCAAACCAUAUGGUGCUGAGUAACGUGUGGAUUUGUGGAAAAGCAAAAGAAGUAGAUGUCCAUGGAGAUAGUCAUGAAUUGGAUUCCAUUAUAUCCGAGCCUGUACUAACCAUUCUCUUGCAGGCUAUAUUUCAUAAUACCGGCUCAGAGGUGGUUAGGAAUAAAGAUGGGAAGAUAUCCAUUUUGGGCUCACCUACAGAAUCAGCAGUCCUACAGUAUGGAUUGCACCUUGGUGGUGAUUCUGAUGAGCUUCGCCGAGCCUGCAAGGUCUUAAAGGUUGAGCCUUUCAAUUCCGAGAAGAAAAAAAUGUCGGUCCUUGUGGCUCUUCCAAAUGGAAAAGUACGAGCAUUUUGCAAAGGUGCACCUGAAAUUGUGCUAGCAAUGUGUGACAAGGGGAUCAAUGCGAAUGGAGAACCUUUUCUUAUGUCUGAAGAAGAAGUGAGUAAUGUCUUGGGUGUGAUCAAUGGGUUUGCCAGCGAAGCUUUGCGCACACUCUGUUUAGCUUUCAAGGACAUUGACGAUGACUUUCAUGGCAACAGCAUUGCUGAUCAUGGCUAUACUUUGAUUGCAAUAGUUGGAAUAAAAGAUCCCAUUCGUCCGGGAGUGAAGGAAGCAGUUAAAGCUUGUUUGGAUGCUGGAAUCACCGUGCGCAUGAUCACUGGUGAUAACAUCAACACAGCUAAGGCGAUUGCCAAAGAAUGCGGCAUCCUUUCUGACGAUGAUCGAGCUAUAGAAGGUCCAGAUUUUCGUCGCAUGACUGAAUAUGACAGGAGUCUAACAAUACCAAAUCUUAAGGUUAUGGGUCGGUCUUCGCCAAAAGACAAAUAUGAUCUGGUCAAGAUUUCUCGAAGCAUGCUUAAAGAGGUUGCUGCAGUUACUGGUGACGGAACAAAUGAUGCUCCUGCGCUGCAUGAAGCCGACAUUGGUCUUGCCAUGGGGAUUUCCGGAACAGAGGUUGCUAAAGAGAGCGCCGAUGUGAUUGUGUUGGAUGACAAUUUUUCGACGAUAGUAACAGUCGCGAAAUGGGGACGUUCUGUGUACAUCAACAUUCAGAAAUUUGUGCAAUUCCAGUUAACUGUUAACAUUGUUGCUCUCAUGAUCAAUUUCAUUUCUGCUUGUGCCUCAGGAUCAGCACCUCUUACUGCUGUGCAGUUGCUCUGGGUGAACCUAAUUAUGGACACUUUAGGGGCACUCGCACUGGCGACCGAACCACCACAAGACGAGCUCAUGAAAAGGCCGCCUGUCGGGCGUAGCGAGAGUGUCAUUACUGUUACCAUGUGGCGGAACAUCAUCGGACAGAGCAUCUAUCAGCUGUCCAUUUUGCUUGUCCUCAACUUCUGUGGGAAGCAAAUAUUAGGACUUACAGGCUCUGGUGCUACUGCUGUGCUCAAUACUUUCAUCUUCAACACCUUUGUUUUCUGUCAGGUCUUCAAUGAAAUAAACAGCCGUGAAAUUGAGAAGAUAAAUGUCUUCCGAGGAAUACUAAGAAACUGGGUAUUCAACGGCGUAGUAGCUUCCACUGUUGUGUUCCAAGUGAUGAUAGUAGAAUUCUUGGGAACUUUUGCCAGCACUGUUCCAUUGAAUUGGAAGCUAUGGCUGCUAAGCGUUGCACUCGGUUUGGUGAGCAUGCCUGUAGCCGUUGCCCUCAAGUGCAUUCCUGUUAAAAAGAAGACCGAUGCACAAGAUGAUGGAUACCAACUCCUCCCUAGCGGCUCGGUUCUUGUUUAGCAAUGCUGCAGGAGAAGUCGCCAAGUGCCGCCAAAUAAGAAUGAAUGAAUGAACUUUCUUCUUAACUGCCUAACGAUGCCAGUAACUUGCUAUUAUGUAAAGGGCGCCUGUAUAUAAUAUAUAAUUUCCCCCAGGAUUAAGGCCUGUUUCAGUCCUGCUCUUGUCAGUCACUACUCACUACAAUACGUACAUACAGUGCAGCCAAGGACUUCCUACAAGUAAGCACUAAGCAUUCUCUCAUGUUGUGGAAUUAAACCAUGUUAGUAAUAUGCUUGAGAUGUUUAUUGCCAUUUUUACCUUUUAUGAGCAUCAUGAAAUAAAUACAUCUAAUGAUGAAUA
Andrographis paniculata is the source of this 3698-nucleotide messenger RNA. Its product is annotated as putative calcium-transporting ATPase 11, plasma membrane-type. Lineage: Eukaryota; Viridiplantae; Streptophyta; Magnoliopsida; Lamiales; Acanthaceae. Gene Ontology annotation, cellular component: membrane; intracellular membrane-bounded organelle. The transcript is spliced from 9 exons. The record is from RefSeq and is a predicted model, not a curated record. Gene Ontology annotation, molecular function: P-type calcium transporter activity; ATP hydrolysis activity; calmodulin binding. Gene Ontology annotation, biological process: calcium ion transmembrane transport. Bases 189 to 3359 code for a protein of 1056 amino acids.